AUGUUAGGAGGUUCAAGUGACAGUUGCACUAACGAAAUUACUCCUCAGCGACCCGUUGGUCCAGAUUCAGAGUCCGUCGAUCUUCCAUGUGGCAUUAAAAAACCUGUUAUACACAAUAUGGUUUCUACUGUGGAUUUAGGAUGUCCUAUUGAGUUACGUAAAUUGGUACUUCAUGUCCGUAGUGCGGAAUACAAUCCACGCAGAUUUCCUGGCGUUGUCAUGCGUCUGCGUGAACCUCGUGUCACUUGUUUAGUGUUUGGAACUGGUCGCAUGGUGUGUACUGGUGCACGUUCUGAAUCAGAUGCAAAUUUAGGUUCUCGGAAAUGUGCUCGUAUACUACAAAGACUUGGGUUUGAUGUAAAAUUCAUGAACUUUACUAUUCAAAAUAUGGUUGGUUUGGCUGAUCUGAGAUUUCCAAUACGUCUGGAAGGUGUACAAUUGGCCAACGAACAAAUGACACAAUAUGAACCGGAAAUAUUUCCAGCCUUAAUUUAUCGUAUAAUAAAACCCCGUUUAGUAAUGCUUAUUUUUGUGAAUGGAAAGAUUGUUAUGACAGGUGCCAAAUCACGUGAACAUCUGUAUGAAGCAUUAAAUAAUGUUUAUCCUAUUUUAUACAAUUAUCGUAAAAUCAACUGA
Messenger RNA from Schistosoma mattheei, 636 nucleotides. Lineage: Eukaryota; Metazoa; Platyhelminthes; Trematoda; Strigeidida; Schistosomatidae. The record is from the annotation of a GenBank genome assembly.